UUUUUUUUUUUUUCUUUUUUUGGCGCCACAGGCUGCGGUUGCACUGUGGGAAAAGAGGGUCAAGCGACUUUUGGGCGAAAAAAGGUAGAGGCUGGCUGGCAAGAGGUGAAGGAAUUGCAAAGGACGCGCGCGACGUCGUCAGGAGGAAAGGGCCUCGAUUUAUCAGCCUGCGCUGCAGAGGGCUGCCUGUGAAGCUAGUUUCAAGCCAGGCUCGCCAGGUUCCUGGGACGAAAUAAAUACAGGCCGCUGCUGGGCUGGGGGGCACGUCAGAAAUUUCAACAAGCGUGGGAAUCUGAAUGAACAGGCAGUGAAUGUCUUUGGCACGGCGCGGCGGGCCGCUUCGCUAUACUCCACCUUGACUUUUGGGUACCUGUCCUGUCGCAGUGAGAGGCCCUAUUACGGCUGCUAGAUCAGGUACCUGCUGUACGGGAGAUGCAUGUGUCUACAGGCACCAUCUCUCUACCGGAUUAGCACAUCCGUCUCUUCCAUCUUUGAACACAGAUGGAUGAUGCUAUACGUUCCAUGCCCAAGACACCUGUGAUAUCGAGUUUUGGGUGGUACCUACUUGUGAACAGCGUCGAGAUAUAGCCACAGACCCGGCCGCCAAGGAGGCACCCAGCACCCGGGCGCGUAGUGAAGUUGAUGAGCCCUCAACUCCCUGCAGCUCCCUGCAAGCCCUUCCUGCUAGCCAAUCGAGUCCACGUUGACGGCCGUGUUUAUUUACAUGUGGCCGCGGAAUCCAGCACUGCAACCCCCGGUAUCCAGCCCAGCCGCCAGCACCUUUUCCCUCCAUCCAAGCCCAGCACCUGUAAUACAGCCCACUCUUUUUACCCUCUCUUCCUGCUCUCCCAGGAACGCACACAGUGCCCCAAAAAGCCCACGAGUCUGACACUUUCACCCCCGGGGAAGGGGCUUGCUGUGGCGGCGGGACUUGUCUGGUAGUCGAUUAUC
Messenger RNA from Trichoderma atroviride IMI 206040, 951 nucleotides. Lineage: Eukaryota; Fungi; Ascomycota; Sordariomycetes; Hypocreales; Hypocreaceae. The record is from RefSeq and is a predicted model, not a curated record.